This is a messenger RNA of Xyrauchen texanus (razorback sucker), 2858 nucleotides long. RefSeq names its product PRA1 domain family, member 2 (gene praf2). Lineage: Eukaryota; Metazoa; Chordata; Actinopteri; Cypriniformes; Catostomidae. The coding region runs from base 30 to 566 and encodes 178 amino acids. Gene Ontology annotation, cellular component: membrane. The record is from RefSeq and is a predicted model, not a curated record. The transcript has 3 exons.
GGUAAAUGUAGUUUCCGACAUCGUCAAAAAUGGUCGACCUCCAGCCUCCGCCUUUCAGAACAUUGGACGAUUUUCUUCUGGGUUCGGCCAGAUUCGCCGUGCCUGAUAUUCGCAACUUAGACCGGUGGAAUAACAGAAUAAUAAACAACUUGCUGUAUUACCAGUCAAACUAUUUUGCAUCCUCCGUGGCAUUGCUGCUCAUAGUCGGGUAUUUCCAGCCAUUUCAGCUGAUUCUUGGGGCAACAGUUGUGAUUCUUCUAUUCCUGGGUUUUGUCUGGGCUGCUGAAAACAAGGCUGCAGUUCGGCGGUUCCGGAGGACUCAUCCAUCCCUCUCUCUGGCUGCAAUCUUGGGCUCCAGUUACCUACUUCUGUCUGUUUUAGGAGAAGUGGCUGUUUUCCUGUUUGGCAUUGCCUUCCCCAUUUUAACGAUUCUUAUACAUGCCUCAGUAAGACUCAGAAGCCUUAAGAAUAAACUGGAAAACAAGCUGGAGAGUAUAGGAUUGAAGAGAACGCCCAUGGGCCUGCUACUUGAAGCGCUGGGACAGGAACAAGAGGCUGGAUCAUAGCUGGUCUAACAACUACCUAGCUUUAUUAACAUCCACUCCUUCUUCCUUAGGUUCUUCUUGAGAUUACAGGAGGACAGUUAUAAUAGUUGAUCAUACAUAUAUGUUGGACUAAGUCCUACGACAUCUUUUAAAAUGGUUAAAUAAUGUAUUUUAAACAAUGUGUGGGAUGGAGAUAAUUCAUAUUUAUUAUUUGAGUAACAGACCAGUUACUACUUCAUUCCAUAGAUCUGCCAUUUCAUGAUGUCUGUAUUGACAUUAUUCCGUCCCUCAACAUUUCUACAGUAGUGUGGGGCCACUUGAUUUUGUGAAGAAAAUGUAAAGAGAAGGGCGUAAUAAGUUUAAGAGCAAGAAUUUGUUUUACUUUAUUUUGUAUUUUUUUCAAGUGACUUAAAUGACCAAACUGAAGUAUAUUGUUUUUACAGAUUGUUUUGAGUUUUAUUUAAUUUUCUUUUGUUUUUAAUAAAGUGCCAUGUGUGGCCUGGCAUGCAUUAGCAGUUGCUCUCUUACAAAAGUGCCAAGAUUAUAGCUGUUAUAGUAACCCAAAUGAAUGAAGACCAAGAAUAUUUAUCUUCAUAUUCAUCUUCAUCAAUUGCAUAUGCAGCUAACAAACCACCAUCAUUAGAGGAUGAUAUCUUGCAUAUCAGGGUUAGUAAUAACCAAUAAACAGCGAUGAUUAUUAAUAUAAAUUCAAAUGUAAUGCACCAGGAAAGUGGUCCAAAUUUUUCCAUGGAAACACUAUGGAGGUUUAACUUUUUCUUUUCUUUUUUUCCUUUAGCAUGUUUAACCUUUUUUACAGCUUGUGCAUUUAAGUACUCUAGAAGUACUUGUAAGUUUGCAUUCCUACCUAACUUUAAAGAGAGUUAGAGCACAAACAUUAAGUACUUUUGGAAUGAUAUAUAUUUGGAUUUUCUGCGCCUUAUAUUGUGUAUUGCUUUGAUUUCAUUUAUGGAUGAACUUGUGCAGUUCAUGUUUAAUGUUUACGACAUCAGCUGCCUUGUAUAUGUCAUCUACAAAUAUACUUUCAUCAUGGUACUUCGUUGUCUUUUUGUCUGUUUCCACUUAGAGACACUGUCAUUGAUAAAAUCAAUCUGAAGGAAUUGCGCUUUUUUAACGUUCUAAUUUUUAUGAUAAUAUUCUCAGACUGUAAAGAUAGUAUAUGCAUUCAGAUGUAUAACUACAUGCGUCCUUAAUACUGCAAAAACUAAUUAGAAACAGGAAAAGCCAUCAUUACUAGUUCAAAAGCAACACUUUUGGCUUCUGCUUUUGGCAUUUGGCCCAAGUAUACUGUAGGACCUGGGCUGAUUUUAAAGUCCCAGUCCAUCGCUGACUAAGCUUAAUUUACAUACACAGUUGAAGUCAGAAGUUUACAUACACAUUAGCCAAAUACAUUUAAACUCAGUUUUUCACAAGUCCUGAUAUUUCAUAAUAGAAAACCUUCCCUGUCUUAGGUUAGUUAGGAUCACUACUUUAUUUUAAGAAUGUGAAAUAAUAGUAAUAGUAGAGAGAAUUAUUUAUUUCAGCUUUUAUUUCCUUCAUCACAUUCCCAGUGGGUCAGAAGUUUACAUACACUUUGUUAGUAUUUAGUAGCAUUGCCUUUAAAUUGUUUAACUUGGGUCAAAUGUUUUGGGUAGCCUUCCACAAGCUUCUCACAAUAAGUUGCUGGAAUUUUGGCCCAUUCCUCCAGACAGAACUGGUGUAACUGAGUCAGGUUUGUAGGCCUCCUUGCUUGCACACGCUUUUUCAGUUUUGCUCACAAAUUUUCUAUCGGAUUGAGGUCAGGACUUUGUGAUGGCCCCUCCAAUACCUUGACUUUGUUGUCGUUUAGCCACAACUUUGGAGGUAUGUGUAGUGGUUACUGUACAUUGUAUAUAAUUAUUGUGUUGUGUAAGUAUGCAUACAUUUGAUAUGUAAAUUGUGUUGAGUAAGUAUGCAUACAUUUGAAAUGUAAAUUGUGUUGUGUAAAUACGUUGUUUAUUGUAAUUGUUAUAUGUCUCGUCACUGUCAUGACUGCCAUGUUGCUCGGAACUGCACACAAGAGGUUCACCUACUGUUGCACUUGUGUAUAUGGUAGUGUGACAAUAAAGUGAUUUGAUUUUGAUUGAUUGAUUUGAUGCUUGGGGUCAUUGUCCAUUUGAAAGACCCUUUAGUGACCAAGCUUUAACUUCCUGGCUGAUGUCUUGAGAUGUUGCUUCAAUAUAUCCACAUCAUUUUCUGAAAGGCUGCUCAGCAAGGUAGAAGCCACUGAUCCAAAACCGCCAUAAAAAAACCAGACCACAGUAAGGUGCUCAUGGG